AUGAGUAAAGCCGACAAGAAGGUAAUUAAUUUAAGCAUGAGCGGGCCUAGGGUUGUGCUGGUCACUGGUUGUGCAAAAGGUGGGAUUGGCUUUGAAUAUUGCAAGGCAUUUGCUGAGCAUAAUUGCCAUGUUGUUGCUUCUGACAUUCCUCAACGCAUCAGUGAAAUGUUGGAGCUUGAAUCAGAAAAUAUUGAGACUCUUGGGCUUGAUGUUUCAUCCAAAGAAAGUGUAUCUUCAGCAGUGAGCACAGUCGUAUCCAAGUAUGGUCACGUUGAUGUAUUGAUCAACAAUGCUGGGAUAGGAAGUACAGGUCCUUUAGCUGAGUUAUCAUUGGAUGUAAUAAGAAAAGCUUGGGAGAUUAACACACUAGGGCAAUUAAGAUUGGUGCAAAACGUCGUGCCAUUCAUGGCAUCUCGGGGCAGCGGUACCAUAGUGAAUAUAGGGAGUGUUGUGGGGAAGGUUCCUACACCAUGGGCAGGGUCUUAUUGUGCUAGUAAGGCAGCAGUCCAUGCCAUGUCCAACACCCUGCGUGUUGAGCUAAAACCAUUUGGAAUUAAUGUUGUGCUAGUGUUACCAGGGGCAAUAAGAUCAAAUUUUGGUUCUGCUAGCGUGGAGAGAUUAGGAAAUCAUGACUGGAAGCUAUACAAGGACUUCAAAGAGGCUAUCGUAGAACGAGCAAAGGCAUCUCAAGGUGGCAAGGCAACGGAUGCGACCAUAUUUGCAAGACAUGUAGCUAAGAAAGUGUUGAGCCCUAGACCGCCAAGGCAAAUUAUGUUCGGUCAUAUGACUGGUUUGUUUGCCAUGCUUUCUUGUUCUCCUCUAUGGGUUAGAGACCUUUUCUUUUCAACUCGAUUUAACCUAAAUAAAAAGGUGUAGUUAAGGGAGAAAUUAGUUAUCUUCCUCGGUCUAUUUCACUACUCACAAUUAAUUUCAGUUUUUUUUUUACUUUUUUAUUUUAUUUUGACAAACU
Molecule: messenger RNA, 970 nt
Organism: Populus trichocarpa (black cottonwood)
Lineage: Eukaryota; Viridiplantae; Streptophyta; Magnoliopsida; Malpighiales; Salicaceae
Product: short-chain dehydrogenase ptmH
Exons: 1
Coding region: 1-876 (291 amino acids)
Cellular component (GO): endoplasmic reticulum
Molecular function (GO): oxidoreductase activity
Source: RefSeq, a predicted model, not a curated record